This is a messenger RNA of Argentina anserina (silverweed cinquefoil), 2670 nucleotides long. Its product is annotated as receptor-like protein kinase 7. Lineage: Eukaryota; Viridiplantae; Streptophyta; Magnoliopsida; Rosales; Rosaceae. Gene Ontology annotation, molecular function: protein binding. The coding region runs from base 95 to 2383 and encodes 762 amino acids. The transcript has 2 exons. The record is from RefSeq and is a predicted model, not a curated record.
ACCGCUUUGUAAUACGAUUUCCAACUUCACCAUAACCAAAAACGAACUGGCGCCACAACCUUAACUCCUGAAGCUACACCUUUCACCGAACGGCAUGUCGUUCUUCCGGCAACGACAACUCCCUCCGGUUCUUCUUCUCCUUCUCAUCCUCUCCUGUUUAUUCUCUCCCUCCACAUCAAACGAGCUCGACCAACUCUUGAAGCUCAAAGCCUCACUUGAAACUUCAAACCCGACUCUGUUCAGUUCUUGGAAGCAAAAACUUCCCACAUGCAACUUCACUGGGAUUGUCUGCAACUCAAAUGGUCUGGUCUCAGAAAUCAAUCUUUCUCAGCAAAACCUAUCUGGCUCUCUUCCUUUCGACGCGAUAUGCUCGCUUCCUGAACUAGAAAAGCUUUCUUUCGGUUCAAAUUUCCUACAUGGAAGCCUAACAGAGGAUUUGAGGAAGUGUACUCAUUUGCAUGAACUUGAUUUGGCCAAGAAUUCUUUCACCGGAAAAGUUCCUGACUUGGGGUCUUUGAGUCAGCUGAGGCUGUUGAGUUUAAAUGGAAGUGAGGUUUCUGGGCUUUUUCCAUGGAAGUCACUGGAGAAUCUGACGGAGUUGGCUUUUCUGAGCCUUGGUGAUAACAGAUUCGAUGAGAGUCCGAUUACAAUGGAGUUGUCAAAGCUUGACAAGCUUUACUGGCUUUACCUUUCAAACUGUAGCAUCACAGGUGAAAUCCCAGAGGGUAUUGGAAACCUGACUCUGCUUGAGAAUCUGGAGCUUUCUGAUAACAAUUUGGUUGGCGCAAUUCCUCAGGGUAUUACAAAUCUCAACAAGCUCUGGCAACUUGAGCUUUAUGGUAAUUCUCUGAUUGGGAAAAUCCCAGUUGGGUUUGGCAACCUCACAAGCCUCAGGAACUUUGAUGCUUCGAGUAAUAAGCUUGAGGGUGAUCUCUCUGAGCUCAAGUCCAUUACAGGGCUUGUGUCUCUGCAACUGUUCGAGAAUCAAUUAGUGGGCAAAGUUCCGGAGGAGUUCGGAGAGUUCAAGAACCUUGUUCAGCUCUCGCUUUACAUGAACAAGCUCACUGGCUCUCUUCCUCAGAAGCUUGGUUCUUGGUCUGGCAUGGAGUUCAUUGAUGUUUCAGAGAACUAUUUGACUGGUCCAAUACCCCCUGGGAUGUGCAAGAAUGAGAAAAUGAUUAGUUUUCUUCUGCUGCAGAACAAUUUCACAGGUGGGAUUCCUGAAUCCUAUGCAGAUUGCAAGUCUUUGGUUCGGUUACGUGUGAAUAACAAUUCGCUUUCUGGUACUGUCCCUGUUGGAAUUUGGAGCUUGCCAAAUGUUGCUAUCAUUGAUCUCUCUAUGAAUCAGUUUGAAGGUCCUCUGGCUUCAGAUAUUGGGAAUUCGAGUAUUCAAUAUCUAAUUCUCAGAAACAACAAAUUGACUGGACAAGUUUCACUAGGGAUUUGCAAUCAGAGUCAUCUUCGUUAUCUCGACUUGUCAAGCAACAAGUUCAGUGGCAUGUUACCUCAUUGUUUCGGAAACUUUAGUGAUGCUCUGGAACAUCUAAAUCUUGGAAACAACUCAUUUCAUGGCAUUCUUCCGGAAACAUUCACGAACAGAGGCAGCAGUCUGAGCAUGUUUGAUGUUAGUCAUAACCACUUGGAGGGGCAAUUACCAAGGUCUCUGGCGAAUUGUGCAACACUCGAGUUUCUUGUUCUGUCAAACAACCAAUUCGUUGAUGUUUUCCCCUUCUGGUUGGGAAGUCUUCAGAAGUUGAAAAUAUUGGCAAUGAGUCAUAAUGGGUUCUAUGGUGCGAUUGAGCCGACAAAGAAGAAUAUUCAGUUUCCCCAGUUGCAGAUUCUUGAUAUGUCUUACAAUAGAUUUAGAGGCAAGUUUCCAGCUGAAUACAUAUUCUUUGAAUAUGCCAGAAGUGGUAUCUCUCUCACACGUAAGAGGAGUUAUUAUGAUAGUUAUAGCUAUUACUUAUUGUGUUCUAUCACAAUAACAAACAAGGGCAGUGAGAUGCACUAUCCAUUGAUUCAAGAGGAUUUCGUAGCCAUCCAUAUCUCGAGCAACAGAUUUGAAGGGAACAUUCCUGAAUUCAUUGGGAAACUCAAAGAGCUUCGCUUGCUGAAUAUUUCCAAUAACUCUUUCACAGGCCGCAUCCCAUUAUCGUUUGGCAAUUUGACACUACUUGAAUCAUUGGAUCUUUCGCAGAACCAACUCUCAGGACAGAUUCCUCAGCAAUUCUCACAGCUUUCGUUCUUGGAAAAGUUCAAUGUCACCCGCAAUAAUCUCACUGGUCAUAUACCUGGUGGAAAUCAAUUCUCAACAUUUGACAUCACUUCAUACGAACGAGGGAAAUUCCGGAUUAUGUGGAGAUCCAUUGCCAAAGAAAUGUGAAAAUCCUGAGGGGAUUCAGCUUCCACCUUCAAUAUCAGAUCCUGAGGGCUUUGAAAUUGAAGUGGACUGGAAAUUUGCAUUGGCAGGUUUAGGGAGUGGGUUGGUGGUGGGAGUAGUUCUAGCAGAUGUUGCAAUCGCAAGGUGGGACGAGCAGUUCAUCGAGACUGUUGGAAUGCUGACCAAGCUUGUGAGAAGGAUGAGAAGGUGCAGAAGAUGAGUGAUCAGUCGUACUAUCUUGCAUUUUAAUUAUCAUUGCCUUGUAUACUUGUGUUAUUUAAAUUUAUGUA